AAACGCCACAGCGGCCGGAGAUCUCUGCAGUGCAGUGUCCAACCAGCGAGCAGCUAGCUAACGUGUCCACCCGGAGGGCUAUGGAGGAAACGAUGCUACAAGUCGACGGCUGUCAGACUGACCCCCCCUGCAUGGGCCCAUAAACAUGUCCACAGAUGACAGUAUCUCUGAGGAUGUGUCCAGCUCAGGGGCUUUGAGCCAUUGCCAUGUCAGUGCUGACGGGGAUGGGGGGAAGGAGAGUGAGACCUCUUUGCUGUCCUCCGAGGGGACAUCGGCCUCGGGCCUGGCCGUCUCAGAGGACAGACACUCUGCCUCCCAAACAACAGGAGGCACUGUGGAGAACAGACCUGUGUUCAUUACACCAGCAUGCAACAAGAUCAGGAGUCUGUGUCUGAGCACAAAGGAAGCAUUCGAACAAGGGAAGAACCUCCCAUUCAUCAACCCAAGCUCCCUCGAGACCCUUAGGGCUUUGGUCCAGGAGAUCCAGAGCAGUGGAGAGACGGACCCUGAGAUCUGGAAGGAUUGUGAGGGCCGGUGGCUGCAUCUAUUUCAGCUGGUUGAGAAGCAAUACCAAGAGCAGAUACUCGCACAGCAGGAACAAUACCAGUGCCAAAUACAGUUGAUUCAGGAUGAAAUUAAGGCUCUGGUCCAGCUCCAGAACCGCCAGGCCACUGUCCAUCCACAAACAGAGCUCUCUCCAACUCUAGUGACCAAAACUACUACUGACACAAAGGGUUACAUUUUCCCCCUAAUCUCCAGGGAUCACACAGUCACCAAAAACGUGCCCAGGGACAAUGACAGACUGGCAGCUCCUGCCCAUACUCCUUUUAGCUCCCCUUCACCUCCUCUGCACAGAUCAGAAACCGCCAACCAGGGGGAGGAGCGGGUAACUACAAUGCUCAGCAGUGGAUACGGGACUCUGUCUACCUGGGAACCGUGUAUGGAACCUGCUGGGUCUCCAGGGGAAGAUGAGGAUGGCAAUCAAGGGAGGGAGAAGCACCAUUGGACCUCUAACUUCCAGCAAGCCACAGAGACAACUGCGAUUGGGUGCCAGCUGGAUUUUCCCGAUGAGAGGCCUCUUGGAGUGGAGGAACUUAAUCGAUCAGUCUACCAGCCAAGAACCUCUGGCACCAGCCAAUCUUUGACCUCCUGGGCCCAGAGACAGAAACUCAGGCCCAAGAAAAGCAAAGCAGGAGAAGCUUCGUGCCAAAUCUCACAGUUCCAGGAGCAGCCAUGCAGCUCCAGAGAACCGAACAGACAAAACCCCCUGGAGAGCGCAGACUCCCAGGACCAGCAUCGACCGACUGGGCCGUCGUCCAGCACUUUUCCCCUGAGGAGGAGUGACAGCCUGAUGUCUGAAGCAUCAGGCCUCACUUACUGGCGUCUGCAUGAGAGUGACCUGUAUUGGCCCUUACCCGACAGCUUUGAAAGCAACGCUUACCACCUUCUGCAAGAGGCAUCCAUGAGUCUUACUCCACCUCAGGAGCGAGGGCCGUCUCUCAGAGAGAUCUAUCAGAACAAGCAAAGAACAGACUGUAAACACUCAGACUGGGAAGGUUCUAUUAUGUCUAGUCCUUCGUCACCACAGGUGUUGACGUUGGACCCAGCAGUGAACACGCGGCAGUCAGAAUGCACAUCUGGCUUCACUUCACCAUCUCAUUUCAGCAGCCCUUCAUUUGCCACUCAGCCCCACAUCAACCCCAGAGUCAGGACCCCUGUUUCCCCUGACAGCAUGGUGGAGUGUAGUCCCAACCCUGGAGAUACAGACUAUAUCUCUGACACCUCCAGUGUUUCAGUUGCCGGACCUCCUUACUCCAAAAUGCAAAGCUUGUGGGGAAACGCAUCCCGGGCAGUCGAGUGUACCUCCCAGGAUAAGACCAACCAGCAACGCAGAGCCAGUGCUCGUUUAGCCAGCGAGGAAGAGGGCAGUCACACCCACACCAGCACCCUGAAGCCCUGUUCAGCCUUUGGUGCUAAUCUGCGGCCUGCAGCCAGUCCCCACAUGGAGAGAGCUUCAUCACUAGAGGAUCCUGUAGUCCUGUCUCUUCUGCGGCAGAACCUGAGAGAGAAGCACUCUCGACAUGUGGCUGAUCUGAAAGCAUAUUAUGAGUCUGAGAUCCAAGUUCUGAGAGACAAACUCAAACUCAGAGAUCUGCCCCAGGAUUUAGAGAAGAGCAACCAGGCGCUCACAGAGAGGUGCAAGCAUCUAGAAAAGGCUCUGGCUGAGGCCAUCAGUCAUAUUAAAGAAGUAGAGGCAACAAACAGGUCGCUGGAGAAAAAACUGGCAGAAUGGCCAGAGCGGUAUGCUGUCGCGGGCGCUGCUGUGAAAUCUCUGCAGCAGCGGCUAGAAGAAAGUAAACGCUCGGGCAAAGAGAAGGACGCCCUGACAGCGCGUUUGAAGUCUCACGUACAGCAGCUGGAGGAGGCAGCACAGAAAGCCUGCAGAGAGGCAGACGAGAAGGAGGCCAGGAGGACGAGAGAGUACACGAUGCUGCAGGAUCUGCUCGGAGAAUAUGACUCUAUGAUGAAGCAGCACGAGGGAGUGAAGAACAAGAUGGUGUCUGCAGAGAACAAGCUUGUUGAUGCCAAUGAUCAGAUAUCUGAACUGAAGAGAUUGACCUCCAAGCUGGAGUCUCAGGUGAAGCAGCUGGACCAUGAGAACCAGUCCAGGGCCCGUUAUGCUUCUCACAGUAAUGCACAACCUUCUGGGGCUGGCCUUUUCCACCACCCUGACCUGCUGCUGUCACCCAGUAAAAGCAACAUGGAACCAGACAUCACCCGUAGAAAGUCACCGUGUCUUCUAUCCGACAAGCAGAACAGCGGCAGAAAAUCCCAGAUCUCUCAAACUAAACAAUCAAUUAUCCAUAAGAAUUUGCCAUACAUACUAAAUGAUCAAUCAUCUGGACCUGAUAGCUCUGUGGACCCCCCCUCAGCAGAUGGGAGCUGGAGGUGUGGAUCUCCCCCAGAGUGUGAACAGUCUCUGCCUCAGACCAGACACCAGGAGCAGAGCCAGCGGGACACCGGUUGGAUGCAGACAUCCUGCGCCCUGACGCCCAUGAUGAGGGCCCUGAUAGAGCUGGAGGAGACCAGAGCCACAGAGAGCCGCGCCCCCUGGGUUGGCAGUCAGAGGGCCACUGUGGGUUUUGUUGAGCGGCGACACAAAGAGCAAAUUCAGGAGCGAGAGGUGGUUAAACCUGGAGGAGCUGCGGUCGAAGCUGAGGGAGGCGGAGCAGCAAGAAGCCACAGUGGAGCAGAAAGAGCAGCAGCUCUGCUGAGGGCUCAGAGGAGUCUGUCUCCAGAGGGCCACAGGUCCGCCUCACUGCCUCCUCCAGCACAGAGAAACAUACCCACAACUACACCCCCAAAGAGAGAAACUUUGCUCCAGCCCCUGUCUGCCAAGUCCAGCCCUAAGCGCUGCCCCUCUGAGAACUACUCCACAGCUUUUGCUCACAUGAUGCCAAGAGAGCAACACCUGCACAACAGGUUUAAUGGCCGAGGUGAGCAGAGACGUCAUUCAUUCCACAGCAGCGGUACCAGGAAGAGACUCCAGUUUACCUCCACAGACAGAAAAGAUGACCUUCGCCAGCCCGAUUCCUCCAGCAGCAUGAACCCACCUAAUGGAAACUCCCAGCUGGGCUGGGAGGAGCAGGGGGCCUGUGGUGUGUCUGACCUGCGGAACACCUACGAGGACUCAGCCCCACUCCUGGACAAACUCAGCUCACUGACCGAGGCCGAGAAACUGUUAGACGAGCUGACGCAGGAGAAGCUACAGAUCGAGGCAGCUUUGAGCCGGAUGCCUGGAGCAGGCGGUAGAGUGAGUCUACAGACCAGGUUAGAUGAGGUGGCCUUAGAGAAUCGUCUGGAGAGAGUGAAUCGUGAGCUGGGAUCCCUCCGCAUGACUCUGAAGAGGUUCCACAUCCUCCGCUCCUCUGCCAACAUAUAGCAAUGUCUGUCUUUCUACAUCCAGAUGCUACUACUUAGUAUCUUGGUUUUAUACACAGCACUGAUUGUCCUUCGAUCUCUAUCUGUGCCAUAACACCCCCGUCUGUACAGUAACUCCACAGCACCAUUUUUAUAUGUAUGGAUUAUUACUCUGGGAUAUUUUUUUAUAUGUUGGAAAGAUAUUUCAAAGUCUAUUUUUAGAAAUACACAGAUUUGUAAAGUCAUUUACUUUUUUUAGUCACACAGAAUGAUAUGAUACAUUUUAAUUGCCAUAUUUAGGUGUCGAUUUUUAAAUCAGCUAAGCUUCAGUUUAAAUGUGAGCAAUUAUAAACUUCCCUGCACAGACAUCCUUCCACUUGGGAAAUAUCACUGCCAUUUUUAUUCUUGUGUUCAUCAACAUUUAAAAUGUUUUUCCAUGGCAUAGUAAUGUAUUUAUUUCAUGUUUUUAUACUUAAUAGAUUUUAUGUUUUUUGUUAGUUGCUGUUUUUUAUUUGUUUUUGACCAAAUUAUCAAACUUGAAGCGAAUGUUUGUUUACUUGAAUCUAAUUGCCUUUAUUCUUUGUUUCAUUUCCAUGACUGCUUGUCACUUUUUGGCUUCAUAUUUAAAAUUAGCUACAGGACUGGAGAAGAGCUCUCACACACACACACACACACACACACACACACACACACACACACACACACACACACACACACGUGUUUGUACAGCUUCUUAGUGAGGACACUCAUUGGCAUAAUGCAUUCUCUAGCCCCUUAUCCUAACCCUUACCAAUCCGAACUAAAUGUUUAACCCUCACCCUUAACCUAACCUAAACCUAAUUCUAACCCUAACCCUAAAACCAAGUCUUAACCCCCAAACUGUCCAUUAAAGGGGGGGGUCACAAAGUGAGGGCCGGCCAAAAUGUCCUUACUUUCCCUAAAUGUCCUCAUUCCGUAGGUUGUAGACUCAAACUGGUCCUCACAAAGACAGCUGUACAAGAGCACACACACACACACACACACACACACAGCACACACGCUCACACUGUCAAAUCCUCUGGUUAGUUUGUUCCUCCUUGAGCGAUGCUUGUGCAUGGAGUUUCUUGCACUGCUUCCUUUUGCCAUGCAGUUUUCCUACAAUGACAUGGACUUCACUGGAGCCGAGAUAUUGUCAUUGCACAAUAAAUUGAGUUUUUGUAAAAUAA
This is a messenger RNA of Hippoglossus stenolepis (Pacific halibut), 5126 nucleotides long. Its product is annotated as M-phase phosphoprotein 9. NCBI's taxonomy places the organism in Eukaryota, Metazoa, Chordata, Actinopteri, Pleuronectiformes, Pleuronectidae. Gene Ontology annotation, cellular component: centriole. The coding region runs from base 146 to 3943 and encodes 1265 amino acids. The record is from RefSeq and is a predicted model, not a curated record. The transcript is spliced from 24 exons.